AUGUCACGAACAGCCACAAGAUCAUCACCGGUGGGAGCACAAGACGACGUUGAACUAGAAAAUUAUGUUUAUUCACGCACCAAAUCGCAGACCUUCUCAACACAUCAUCACUCAUCGGUAACACCAGAAAGCGUCAGCGGCACGAGGUCUGAUUCAAGAUCCAAUUCCACCACACUAGCGAACAACAACGACAAUGGAAACGAAAAUGACGGCAACGAGGAAGAGUCGUAUCCCGAUGGAGGCAUACGAGCAUAUUCAGUAACGUUGGGCUCAUUUCUUGGACUCAUCGUUAAUCUAGGCAUGAUAAACAGUAUAGGUGCUUUGCAAACGUACAUCAGUAGGAACCAAUUGGUGAAAUUGCUGGAAGUCAACAUCAGUUGGAUCUUUGGAAUAUUUUUAUCCAUAGCCUAUGCCGGUGGCUUGGCUACUGGUCCCAUUUUCGACAAGUAUGGGCCAAAGUGGUUACUAAUUGCUUCAACCUUGUUUAUGUUUGCCGGACUAAUGGGUGCUGCCAGUAGUACCAGUAUUUGGCACUUUAUAUUGAGUUUUAUUGGCAUGGGUAUCGGCAACGGGUUGGGGAUGACGCCCUUGGUAGGUGUGAUUAGUCAUUGGUUUCACAAGAAACGAGGCUUGACUACGGGGUUGGCCACUUGUGGUGGAUCUGUUGGAGGAUUGGUUUUCCCAUUGAUGUUGCGGUCGCUUUAUGUGCAAGUCGGGUAUGUUUGGGCUGUUCGAGUAUUGGCGUUUAUUUGUCUAGCUUGUAUGGUUGUUUCGACGUUGUUGGUCAAGGAGCGGUUCACCCUGAAGAAAUCUGGUGGUGGUGUCACAGAGGGUAAGGCUAAAAGUCACGUGAUAAAACCGCGCUUGACCAAAGUAUUCAAAAUUAAGGAUUUCAAAUACGUUUAUGUCAUCUUGGGCAGUUUCUUUGCCGAGUUGUCUUUGGUUUUGCUAGUGACGUAUUUUGCCAGCUAUUCUAUUGCCCAGGGUGUCUCGGAAUCCACAUCGUACUUGCUAUUGACUGUUUGGAAUGCUGUAGGCAUCUUGGGCAGGUUUAUCCCUGGGUUCAUUAGUGAUGUCUACGGCAGGUUCAACGUCAACAUUCUUAUGCUUAUUGGGUACACGUUGACUAUAUUGGUGCUAUUGCUCCCAUUUGGCCCCAAAAGCCAUGGAGCCUUGUGGGCAUUUGCCGUCUUGGGUGGCUACUGCUCGGGUUCGAUUCUCAGUCUCUUACCUGCUUGCUUAUCGCAAAUCACCCCUGUGAACGAGAUGGGGACAAAAUACGGCAUACUUAAUAGUCUUUUGGCGUUAGCUAACCUAUUUGGCGUGCCAAUUGCUGCAGCUAUCAUCAGAGACGGGACAAAGACGCAAUAUACCCACUUUAUGAUCUUUGUUGGUGUGUUGGCCUUCUGUGGGACAUUUUUCUGGUGCUGUAGCCGCGUCGCUAUAGUCGGAUUCAAGCUCAACAUCAAAGUGUGA
This is a messenger RNA of Lodderomyces beijingensis, 1476 nucleotides long. The record is from the annotation of a GenBank genome assembly. NCBI's taxonomy places the organism in Eukaryota, Fungi, Ascomycota, Pichiomycetes, Serinales, Debaryomycetaceae.